GCCUCUCCAGCCAGUUCAUAAAGACGAGCCAUCUGCCAUUCCUCGCCACCAUCGCAUCCUCCCUUCUUCCUGGCACACAACAAACACGUCGGCAUACCACACAGAGCAGAGACAGAGAGAGCGAGCCAAAGAAGAUGCCCAUGGAGAGGUCGGUGUCCUGCGCCGAGAGGAGCUCCGCCUUCAAGCCCGCAGCCCCCGCGAUCGACCUCCGCUCCCACAGCGCCUCCUACGCCGCCCGCUACGCCCCCGCGCCGACCACCAAGCCGCCGCCGCAGCAGCUCGCCAGGAGCAACAGCUCCUGGUCGCGCCCCCCCGCCGCCGCCGUGCAGCGGAGCGGCAGCACCAAGUCCGUCUCCGGAGGACCCACGCCGGGGCUGAACCUCCGGUGCUACAGCGCCUCCUACGCCGCCUCCUACGACCCCUUCUCCGACGCCGCCGGGGGACCCGCCCAGGCGAAGGCGCCCGGCACCACCGCCGCCGCCGCCUGGUGCUCCGCCGGCCGCCGCUCCCUCAACCUCAGGGGAUACACGCCCUCCUUCGCCGCAUUGGUCGACGACGACCCGGCCCCGGCGCCCAAGUCGACGGCGGCGGCGGAUGACGCCGAGGCGGAGAUGCAGAGGAAGAAGCGGCUGGUUGCCUACAAGGUGUUCGACGUGGAAGGGAAGGUGAAGCUCUCCGUGCGGCGCAGCGUCAAGUGGAUCAAGGGCAAGUACUCCCGCGCCGUCUACGGUGUCUGACGAUGGCCUCUGCUAGUCCCGGUACAGUUGAGCCGAGCUCUGUUCUGCUAUGUCUGAUGAGCUCCUGUUGCCUGAUUACUAUUCUAUCCCUCUGCUCUUGUCUUUGCUCUCUCCCUUCCUUCUUUUCUUCUUCUUGGAAUAGGAUUUUUGACCAGAUUUGUUGUGGCAUAUGUGUAAUACUCUAGUACGUAGUACGAGCGGUGCUUCUCUUGGUGAUUUGUUUGCGUAGCCAAAUCCAAAGAGAAGCUGGGUCUGCGUUGUCCUUGUAAAUAUGGAUCCUUUUUUCCCGGUGUACCAUUAUCUGAUUAUGUGAUCUAGUAGACACUGUAUAUGUAGAAUAAGAUUUUGGUGGUGUGAGAUGUAAAUUACUACUACUAGAUGAUACUACUAUUACAUGAUUCCCCAUGUUCUUCCGUGGUUA
Molecule: messenger RNA, 1158 nt
Organism: Brachypodium distachyon (stiff brome)
Lineage: Eukaryota; Viridiplantae; Streptophyta; Magnoliopsida; Poales; Poaceae
Exons: 1
Coding region: 135-737 (200 amino acids)
Source: RefSeq, a predicted model, not a curated record